CUCCGGCUCAACUGUCUUUCCUGUCCAAUGUCCCACAGAGUCGGCUGAGCCACGUGCAUGUGUUAGCCGUUUCGUUAGUCGUUUCCAAACGUCCAGUUCAUUGUGUUUCACUGAAACACACGACAACACCAUGGUGAAGUUAGCAAAGGCGGCAAACAAGCCAGCAGUUCAGAAGAAAAAGGCCCCCCCACCCCCUAAAGAAGUGGAGGAAUCCAGUGAAGAGGACAGCAGUGAUGAGGAAGAAGAGACCCCUCCACCUAAAGUGGUAAAGAAAGCCACGCCAGCUAAAGCUACCCCAGUCGUUAAAAAUGGCACAGCUGCCAAAAAGGCAGAAAGUGAAGAUGACGAUGACGACGACGAUGAUUCAGAGGAGGAGUCUGAAGAGGAGGCCCCCCCACCAAAGAAGACCCCUGCUAAACCCAAGGCAGCCCCUGCAAAGGCUGAGGAAUCUGAUGAUGAUGAUGAUGAUGAUGAUGAUGAGUCAGAAGAAGAGGCCCCACCACCCAAAAAAGCAGCCAAGCCUGCUGCUAAAGCUGCUGCCAAGCCCCCAGUGAAGGCCCAGCUUGCAAAGGAGUCCUCUGAUGAAGACGAUGACGACGACGAUGAAGAUUCAGAAGAAGAGGCACCACCUCCCAAGAAGGCUACUCCAGCCAAACCUGCAGCCAAACAAGCUGUGAAAACCGAACCUGUUAAAGAGGAGGAAUCUGAUGAUGAUGACGACGAUGAUGAAGAUGACUCUGAAGAGGAGAUGGAUACCACUCCAGCUCCACCAGCCACCAAGGCAAAGAAGGCAGGCAUGGUCAAGGCCAAGGAGGAGUCAGAGGAUGAUGAAGAUGAUGAUGACGACGACGACGACGAAGAUGAUGAUGAUGAGGAAGAAGAGGCAGAAGCUCCACUGACCCCUGCAAAGAGGAAGGCAGAGAGCAAGAAGGGAACACCUCCUGCCAAAAAGGCAAAGUCAGAGGGUGAAGGGUUCUGUCUGUUUGUUGGAAACUUGAACUCCAAUAAAGACUUUGAAGAAAUCAAAUCAUCCUUGAGGAAAUUCUUCUCCAAGAACAGCCUUGAGGUGGCUGAUGUCCGAUUAGGAGCAUCCAAGAAAUUUGGUUAUGUGGAUUUUGCCUCUGAGGAGGACAUGCAGAAGGCACUGGAGCUCAACGGCAAAAAAAUCAUGGGUCAGGAGUUGAAGUUGGACAAGGCCCGCAGCAAAGACAGCUCACAGGAGGGCAAGAAAGAGAGGGAUGCACGGACACUGUUUGUAAAAAACCUUCCCUUCUCUGCGACGGCUGAUGACCUGAGGGAAGUCUUUGAAGCUGCGGUUGAUGUAAGGUUACCUCCAGGCCAGAAUGGUUCAAACAGAGGCAUUGCCUACAUAGAGUUUCAAACUGAGGCUGAAGCAGAGAAGAUGCUGGAGGAAGCCCAGGGAGCUGAUGUACAGGGGAGGUCCAUCAUGGUUGAUUAUGUUGGAGAAAAGAGUCAGAAAGGGGCAAAGGUGGCAGUGGCAGGAGCAGCCAGUAAAACACUGGUGGUGAAUAAUCUUGCCUUCAGUGCCACAGAGGAAGUCUUACAAUCUACAUUUGAGAAGGCUGUGUCUAUAAGGAUUCCACAGAAAGAUGGCAGAGCCAAAGGUUUUGCUUUUGUGGAGUUUGAGAGCACAGAUGAUGCUAAGGAAGCUUUGGAAAACCUCAACAACACAGACAUCGAAGGCCGGUUGAUCCGACUGGAAUACAGCCAGAACAGCGGUGGCAGAGAUGGAGGAAGAGGAAACACAGGUCCAACAAAAACCCUGUUCGUCAAGGGUCUCUCUGAGGACACAACAGAUCAAACUCUGAAAGAUGCGUUUGAGGGUGCUGUGGCAGCCAGGAUAGUCACAGACAGAGACACAGGCUCAUCAAAAGGCUUUGGCUUUGUGGACUUCGACAACGAGGACGACUGCAAGGCAGCUAAGGAGGCAAUGGAGGACGGUGAGAUCGAUGGUAGCAAGGUGACCCUGGACUAUGCCAAGCCCAAGGGUGAAGGCGGCUUCCGUGGAGGCCGAGGUGGUGGUGGUGGAUUUGGUGGCCGCGGCGGGGGCAGAGGAGGUCGCGGCGGUUUUGGUGGAUUUGGCGGUCGCGGUGGUGGUAGAGGAGGAAGGGGAGGCCCUCGUGGAGGUGGACGCGGAGGCGGCUUCCGUGGAGGCUUUGGAGGUGGAAGAGGCGGCGGUGGAUUUGGAGCCAAACCCCAGGGGAAGAAAAUCAAGUUUGAGGACUAAAUCCUUAGUCUAUUUUACUUUUCGAAUGGACUCUGGUUUCAUCAAUUUUCAGAGCUUUUGGACAUUCCAGAAAGCGUCAUUGAUAUAUAUUUAACUGUUAAUGGGCAUUUUAGCCCUCUAUUUAGAUCCUUCAACCUCCCACCCUUGUGUGCCAGACUGGUACUUUUUUUUUUUCCUCAGCUCAAGUACUACAUGUGAGUACUGAAUGUCCCAAAUGCAAACCUGCACCUCUUGCCCUCAUUAGCUUACUUGCUUUUCUGAAGGAGUAAAAUUGAAUGGGUCUGGCAAACAAGUUUGCUGUGAAAAAUAUGCGCGUCUUUGUCAGAUACAUUGUGUAAAUUUAAGCAGUUUGUAUGAUUUAAUUUUACCUUUUGUAAAAAAAAAAAAUACACUUGUAUCCAUGUGUUUUGUUUUUAUUUUGUUUGUCAUUUAGUUUGCUUUAGGUGCCAUGUUUUACUGUAAUGUGCAAAGCAGAUUUUGAUAGAUUUGACAGCUGGGUGUUAAGAAUAUGGCAAAGAUGUUCAUGUCGUGUUCAGUGGGGCACAGUCCGUUUGAGUCAGAGGAUAAAUGACGUUAUCUAUGUAACAUAAAAUAUUUGUAGUGCAUUGAUUAAUUUUUUCCCAUGCCUCUCAAGAAUCUCAAGAUUUUCAUGUGAUUGAAUAAAACCUCGUAGGUGGUGAUUUUUAAA
Messenger RNA from Toxotes jaculatrix (banded archerfish), 2936 nucleotides. It is a transcript of the gene nucleolin, whose product is annotated as nucleolin. Gene Ontology annotation, molecular function: RNA binding. Lineage: Eukaryota; Metazoa; Chordata; Actinopteri; Toxotidae. The record is from RefSeq and is a predicted model, not a curated record. Bases 131 to 2248 code for a protein of 705 amino acids. The transcript is spliced from 16 exons.